Messenger RNA from Anoplopoma fimbria (sablefish), 3351 nucleotides. RefSeq names its product decapping mRNA 2 (gene dcp2). The record is from RefSeq and is a predicted model, not a curated record. Gene Ontology annotation, cellular component: P-body; cytoplasm. The transcript is spliced from 11 exons. NCBI's taxonomy places the organism in Eukaryota, Metazoa, Chordata, Actinopteri, Perciformes, Anoplopomatidae. Gene Ontology annotation, biological process: nuclear-transcribed mRNA catabolic process, nonsense-mediated decay; deadenylation-dependent decapping of nuclear-transcribed mRNA. The coding region runs from base 516 to 1706 and encodes 396 amino acids. Gene Ontology annotation, molecular function: 5'-(N(7)-methylguanosine 5'-triphospho)-[mRNA] hydrolase activity; RNA binding; manganese ion binding.
CGUCAUCUAACUAACCAUAACUUCCGGUUCUGAACUAAUGCCGCGUUCGUGUCCUAUCGGAGUUUUCGAGUUUCAGACUUGUGUUCAAGUCAACGUCCAAGUCGUAAUGACGAAGAAAUGAUGAAACUCAGAUGUUUCUGAAGGGCUCGACAUAUGUCAGUGCGCAGUAUUCUGGUCCCCACACAACCAACCUCUUUCUCCUCACACGAACAACUCUGAUCACGCAACCGCGUGAAUGACGAGUUCGCUCGCAAGGCAUUGAUGUAGGAGUGUGUUCCAUCCGGUUCCAUCUCUACCAUCCGGGCCAUGUGACUUGAACGCUGCAUAAACAACAGAGUCCGUCCGGUCCCGGGUGGAGGAGCGAGAAGAGUUUUUAUUCGAUCCUCGCUACUUUUCCCUGGCUGGUGUAAAGCUGGAGAUCCGGCGCAGUCUGAGGGAUCCACUGAGCAGGACACGCGGAUGUAGCUGGCUGCUCUUAUGGCUUUAACAUCCGAAUGCUCUGAGACUGAGACAGGAUGUUUUCAACCAACAUGGAAACAAAAAGAGUGGAGAUCCCCUCCGGCGUACUGGACGACCUUUGCAGCCGGUUCAUCCUGCACAUUCCCAGUGAGGAGAGGGACAACGCUAUCCGGGUGUGCUUCCAGAUCGAGCUGGCCCACUGGUUCUACCUGGACUUCUGCAUGCAGAACACUCCAGGAGCUCCUCACUGUGGGAUAAGAGACUUUGCCAAAGCAGUCUUCCAUCACUGUCCGUUCCUGUUGCCUCAUGGGGAGGAUGUUCAGAAAAUCCUUGAACAGUGGAAGGAGUACAAGAUGGGUGUUCCUACGUAUGGAGCAAUCAUUCUAGAUGAAUCACUGGAAAACGCACUGCUUGUUCAGGGUUACCUUGCAAAGUCCGGCUGGGGCUUUCCAAAGGGGAAAGUUAACGAGGAUGAAGCUCCUCAUGACUGUGCAGUUCGUGAAGUGUUGGAGGAGACUGGCUUCGACAUCAAGAAUCGCAUCUGUAAAGACAGGUACAUAGAGCAGAAAAUCACUGACCAGGUGGUGCGCCUCUACAUCAUACCAGGAGUGUCAAAGGAUACCAAGUUCAAUCCCAAAACAAGGAAAGAGAUCAGGAACAUUGAAUGGUUUCCUAUUGAGAAGCUGCCAUGUCACAGGAAUGACAUGACCCCAAAGUCUAAACUUGGACUUGCGCCUAACAGGUUCUUCAUGGCCAUUCCAUUCAUAAGGCCGCUGCGAGAAUGGAUCAGCAGGCUGAAAGGCGAGUCCACAGACAGUGAUGAGGACUUUGCAAACAGCGGCACCACUGCAGGCAAAUCUUCGGACAACACUCGGUCAAAAUCGCGCCGCCUCACAGGUACUGAUGCAUUUCCAGGAGACAGCUGGGCAAAACAAAAGCAGCAGAAGGCUCUGGACCAGCUCAACCAGUAUGAGCUCAACCAGAACCCAAAUUUGAAAAGCAAUGGGAAGAAAAGUCAGGACUCAUCUAAUGGAGCCAACAACCAGCAGGUGAAAGCCAUAUUAAAAGAAGAUAAAAGACUUCAACCCAGAAGACUGCAAGACAGUUUUGAGAGAGAUGUGGCUCCAUGCAGCUCCAACGGUCACCAGACAGUCCACAGCAGAGACUCCGAGGACCUGCUGUCUUCCAAGGCUUUCCUCAAUUUCAAAUUUGACAAAGACGCCAUCAUGAAAUGUUUUGACUACUGACAUGGAUGAUGAGGAGCUGUGCCUUUCCUGUAACGGCAUGAAACUAUGGCCUCAGAGGCUUUUUACCUUAUAGUCUAGGCAAGGAUGUUACUGAACAUGUCCUUUUCUUUCUUGGCCUGCUCUUUAUGAGCACACAUUUACAGUGGGGAGCUGCUCGUCCAAAAAGCUUCACAGGAGUAUUUUGCCUUUGCUGCACUACUUUUCAGACUUUAUAUAAGGUAUUGUUACCUAACAGCACUGUCUUCCAUUUCUCUGAGGCAGAAACCUAAGUCUAGAUCCUAGUCUAAAUUCAAAAUUCAAUCUGCAGGAGACAACACAUAGACCAUAAGGAGAGGACUGCUCAGGUAAACCAUUAGUCUUUUAAAGGCAAGAGAUCAAAGGUUGGAGGAAAAAAAAUGAUUUUAAGCACAUAUGAGGUGACUGAAACAUAAAAAAAACAAUCAUUUGUGGUAUCUCAGUGAAUAUGGCCAGUGAAUCAAUGUUAUAUUUAGUUUAUUAUGUACUGAUUUUAAGAUGUAAUAACUUAAGUGUUGUUCAUUUUCUCCAUUCUUCCUGUGGAGUCCUAAAAAUGUUUUGGAUUCUUAAAAAAGGUUGGUAUUAAUAGUGUUAUUGGCUUAAUGUAUUUACAGUGUUGUUGGCUUUAUUACCAUAAUUACUUAAGAUUUUACCCAGGAAUGUAGUAUGUAAUGGAAUAUUGACUUGAGGAAUGAAGAACAAGUAGUCUUUACAAGAUGAAUGUCUUUAAAUUCAUGCCAAUAUUAGGAUAAAAUCAUUAGAUCGAAUUGAUUUGUUUGGAAAUCAAUCAUUAAGGCCAGAAAAAUCACUGAUAUAAUGACAUAAUGAUAAUAUAAUUGAAUGAAACAUCUAUUUGAAUUUUAAAUGAUGUCCUGGUGUUGGCUUGUCCCAAAUGAAAAUGUCCAUAAUGGCAGUAGUGCUCAGGAUCACACUGAAACAAUGGUCAGUGUAGUUUUCAUUUCAAGUUUCAUUUUGGGAGUAAUUGUGCAUUUUACAUUAUAUAUGUGAAAGUUGGAUUUUAACAUUUUAAUUUUGGCAUACAUCAAAUGAAAGGAAAUUACUUUUCAAUUUGAUUAAAUAGUUUAAUUGGAAUGUUUUUACCAACAGACAUCCAUCCAUUGAUGUUCUCUUCCAGCAGGCUUGUAAUUUAAGGCUGUUCUGUCCUGCAGGUUUCACAGGUUUAAAUUCCUUUUGAGAUAUUGUAGACUAGAAGUUUUCAAUCAUAUCCUUCAUGAUCCAUUACUUAGCUUCUUUAGUGUUGGCUGGUAUGACAUCUUGCACACCCUUAAGGUUAUGGGGCAUGAUGGAGGACCAUUGCAAUAGACUACUGUAAACCCAAGUUAUUCUCUCAACCAAUGACAAAUACAAAUGACUCUCACAAAGGCCCACAUUAAGGGAUUUCUUGCCACUAUAGAUGAAAACAACAAGAACAUUUUCAUAAUUUUGACUUUAAAGUUCAACCCCCAGUCUUACAAUUUAUAUUUUGUCAAGGUAAUAUAAACAUGCAUACAAGUGAGAUGUCUUUUUGUGUUUCUCACUGGGGUCCUUUUACAUUAAUUGUACAGAUGGUGAUCUCAAGUUGUCCUAUGGCUUCAAUGGUGUUUUGAUUUAAAAUGUGAAUAUUAAUAAA